Molecule: messenger RNA, 8232 nt
Organism: Pocillopora meandrina
Lineage: Eukaryota; Metazoa; Cnidaria; Anthozoa; Scleractinia; Pocilloporidae
Source: the annotation of a GenBank genome assembly
GCUUAAUUUUGAAUAGUGUUGGAAAAUAGGACAUUUUUCAGACUUCAUACCGGAAACGACAUCUGCAACUCUCGAGAGCAUCGGCUGCCUCGCAUUCGUGUUGUUCGCCAUGUUUUUGUCACAUGGACCGCCAAAGUGCCGUAAUGGCUGUUCUUGACCCGAAUGAAACGAAACAGUUUUAGGGCCGUGUUCGAGAGAACGUGGACCAAAGUCUGCCAAAUGGUUAUGACCACAGACUUACCCUGCACUGGAAACAUGGAUCAAAACCAAACGAAAACCGAUGCACCCUUUGUGGGAAACAAAUUGGCGACGGGUUCUGCUAGCUCGCGAUCGGAACGGCAGGUUACCCGCGUUUUGCGAUCGAAAUCUUCGAUGGCUCUGAAAAAUGGCAGCAGUAGCAGUGAUACACAGAAAGAGCAACUACAACCCAGCACUGAUGUACCGUUAGUUAAGCCGUCGGAGCCAGAAAUCGCUUGUGACGGUAGCAACCAUAAGAUGGACGUUGUCGGUGAAUUAACUCAGUUACGGCAACUUUUGUUACUGCAUUUGGAGCUCAUUCAACAACAACAGGAACAAUUGCAGAUGAAGGAUCGAGAGAUUAAUAAACUAAAAGAAGACAAGGAACAGGUAUAAGCACAUUUGUGUUCUGUUUUCAUAAUGUUUUACUGUCUUAAAUUUCUGCAUACAUAAAACACAGAAUCGCAUAAAUUUUAUUUUUGGAGAGGUCAGCGGCAGAUUCAAACAUGGCGCUCAUAACAGGUCACGUGGAAUAAUUAAUUUGUUGCGCUCGAGAGAUGCCACAUGGCAGAUUUCUUGAAUUUAAUUUUUCGUGUGAACAAUUCCUUUCUUUUUCAUGUUUUCGGGUAGAAAGGCUCUCUCAGAAGCCUUAGUCUUAGACCAUACGUACAAUUAUCACUCUGAAUUUGCCCUGUUAAGUAAAUGUGUUUCAAAUUAAUCAAGUUUCGCGUAAAUUUCGUGUCCCUCUUGCAGUAUCAAUACAGUAAUAUCAACCCAAUAAGUGAUGAGAAUAAGAAGGUGAUUGGUUCAUCCAAUAAAAAAAUUCUCUGUACUAAAAUUUUAAGAAUGGUAUGGCGAACAGUAAGGAGAAUUACCAAUGACAUCUGAGAGUGAAUUCAUGUUGUGUAAUGUUUUGCGAUUUAUCUUUAGCUGAAAAUAAGCCUUUUUUAGGCAGGCAGGUGGUUGGGAUGAGUGAAUUAGUGGGUUAGCGAGCAAUAACAGGCAAAAAAAAUUGAACGAGGAAACACCAACACACAAAUAAUUUUUGGAGAAGUGACAAUUUUGACAACUUCAUUCAUGUAUCAAAGCUUUGAAGUAAACUAGAACCUUAGAGUAUGAUUUUGAUUAUUAUUCUAAUUGGUAAAUAUUUUUGCUCUUUGAUGUUCAUGAAUUUGCUUCCAUGCGUGAGUCAUGAUUCAGCCAGAGAACCAAAAUGUUUCAAGUGCCUAACUCAACUCUUUGGACCUUAACAAUAGUCAAUAAGUGUGAAAUUUCUCCAUACUGUUCUACAUACAUUCCUAAGGAGCUUGCAAGAAGAAUUUGAUUUACAAUCAAGAGCUUCUUAAUAUGGUGAUCAUUUCCUUUAUUGUCAAGAUCUUAAUGUGUGAUUCAGGGGUAAUAUUGUAGUGAGAAAUUAGAUGCUUGUCACUCUUAUGGGUUGAAGGGUAAGACUUAGGAAAGAUUUCUGUGUAACCCUAAAUGCCCAAAUGAACUAUCUUUUUGUUUUUUGUCAUUGUUUUCUUUCUCCAAGAACUAUAUGCAUAAUGAAGUGUGGACUGUGGAGAAAUCUUGCCAAAACUUUUGUAAAAUGCAACAAAAUUGGCCAUAUCUUAUUCUCUUUAUAUGGUAUAACAUUAAAAAGACUGAGUGAGCUCAGAAAUGCACCUAUCAGAGCUGUUGGAAAAAAAAUACUACAUCGUGAGAAAAAUGGAAAACUUAGCUUUUAUUGUUAUUCACCACAAUGAAUAACCACAACCUUUUUUAUGAAAAAGACUGAGUGGUUUCCAAUUUGGUUUUUUACCAUAUGAGAAAUGAACAAUAUGAGACAACCCCAAAGCAAGAGUCUAAGGUGAUAAUCAAAAUUAUGAUUUCAGACAGAAUUAGAUGACAAACUCCUGUUGUCAAUUAAUCAAAUCACAGAAUUAAGGUGCCAACUGAUCCAUAUGAAUGCUUAUAUGAGGGAGGUAGCUGAUUUUUUUAUUAAGUCAAUAAGUUUUUGAUCUUUUAGUCUGUCAUCUGAGUGAGGGUAGUCUGGAGAAUGAAUUUUGGUGGUGGUAUGGACUAAUGUUUCAACAACCUUAGUGGAAGUCGUAAUCUGUGGAGUCAACUCUGAUGAUGACUUCUGCUCAGUUUGUUGGAACUUCAGUCACCAUUCAGGGCAUGAAAUUAAUUUUUUUUUUCUGAUAGCCACUUGGCUCCUAAAUUCAUCAAAGUGGUAGCCAAUUCAAAAAAAGUUGGUCGCCAUUUUGAAAGACAAACAAAACCUUUUUUUACGCUGUCAUCGUUCUAGAAAUUAAGUUAGGGAAAAGAACUUUAACCUGCUACAAAGGGGACACUAGGAUGGAUGAUAUGCAAUGUUUAAGCUCACCUAAAUCCAAGAUGGUGUCUAGUUAUCGAUCGAGAUGCAUCUGCUGCGUUUUGGAAACAAACUUAACGAGGAUUUGUCUUUGCAAAUCUUUUUAAUUCACUAUAUCUCUAGGUAAGGUUAUGAUGAAACAUUCUAGUCGCCAAUUUGGCGACUAAUUUUCAGGAUUUGGUCGCAUUGGCGCCUGUAUUAGGCGCAAUUUCACGCCCUGCCACUACUGAGAGCAGUCAUUCAUAGGACUACUAUUACCUGGUAAUCAGAAUACAAUCAAAUGCUAUUCUGUAAUUGAGACUGAUUACCAUUAAUUACUUUAUUUUUGUAGUUUGAUCAUAACAUUUAUGGUUUAUGUUCAACAUUAUAGCUAGAGUCUCGUAUGCAUCGGUUGGAGAGAAGAAUGGCAGUAAAAAAGAGAAGAGAUGUUAAUGAAGGUUACGAAGAAGUACAGGAAGAAAAGGAUGCAAAGCCAGUGACACCUAAAUGGUAAUGUCAUGCAAAAAUGAAUUGUGUAUGGUGUUCUUGUUAGUUGAGGAAUAAAAGAUCAAUAGCGAAAAAGUAAGCUCACCGGAUGGAAGAUGGAAUCAGAUCAUGUGAAGGAGUGCCAUAGUAAAGUCCUUAGUGCCUCUCAAUGCAACUUCAAAUUCUCCUUGUGUUUUACAUGUGAAUACAAAACAAGUUGAAGGAAGAAUCUAGUGGUCUAUGAAAAGUCACAAAGGGGUAAGGCUGAUUUCUAUGUACUCCUUCAAUUGUUACCAGUCAAGGGUUUAGUCAAGUCUGCAUGAACACACUGGUAAAGAAAAAAAUUUAAUCUCAAACAAACAUUUUUCUGAAGUGGUUUUUGUUUUGAUGUGUCUUGUAGCCGUCGUUUGUCAGUGGAACAAAUGAUGCGGGCCAAACGAGUCCCAGCAACUGCACCAGUUACCAUGACUUCGCAUAUGUGCGAAGAUGUAAGCUAUGACACACACAUGAGAACAGAAAAACUUUACCUGCAUGGUAACUCACCGGAUCUUCCAUAUAAAGCUGUUGAGAGUUCAGCCUCUGAUAGAAUUCAAAGCCAUGUACAGGGUAAAAUAUAACAAUUUGUUUUUUCACCCAGAAUGGAAAGUUCUUUCAAAAUUAGAUUACAGUCCAGUUUGAGCACAGUGUGUCUCACAGGAAAUUCCAAUUGAGUCUGUACACAGCACUUUGUAAUUUGAAAACUCCUGCAGAGCAGGAAAAAGAAUAGGGCCCUUUUUUUCUCAGGGCUCUAACUUCAUUUCCUGUAAUGAAGAGACAAGAGUGUUAAAAUUGAUCUAAGAUUGUAAUUGUUUUGCUUUACUAUGCUCAGUCAAUUGUCCAAAAAAAACCUCACUUAACCUUUUAACUCCCAAUAUCUCAUUAGUAAUUCUCCUUACUAUCUGCCAUACAGUUCUUGUAAUGUUAGUUUGGAGAAUUUGGUAUUGGAUCAACUUAUAAUCCCUUACUUGAUAUUUUUCUAUAAUUCCCUAAUUAAUAAUUUUCUUUAUUCCCAUUACUUGUCUGCAUGAUAUUGUAUUGAUAUUGUAAGGAGAAACUCUGUCUUGGUCACUCAUGAGAGUUAAAGGGUUAACCUUACCUCCUCAAUGAAUUAAGUGUUAAAAUAAAGUUGAUGACAGUUUUGUCACUUAUGGUUUCUAUAAGUUCUUGCCAUUUUCUUACAUGAUGUUGAAUGGCCAUUUUUUAGAAAGACUUUUUAAUACAAGGCUUAGGUGAUUAUAAUAUAUUAGAUACAUCCUCUGGUGACAAAUCUAUUUUUUUAUUUUCAGUUCCUACUUGGCAAGUAAAUGAAAUAGCAGCAGUCAGAACAGGGAAUUCAAAAUCAUUAAAAUUAGCAGGAUCAUCAUCAUCAUCAGAAAACAAUGAGGUAUUCAUUACAUAUGUAAUUUAAUCCAAAGUCAAAGAUAUUCCCAUGCUCCCUGUGCCUUUUACAAUUACUUAAGCUACUAGAGAAAAAUAAUUUAUUCUUACCUGAGACAGAAUUUGUCAAUCAAAAUUUUUUUAAAAUUUUUGCCUCUUCUUCAUCUUGGGGUCUGGGUGUUAAGCCCUUUGAUGUUACUCCAGAAAUGAUUGCCAACUAGCGCUGUACUGCUAGCAGCAGUAUAGUAUGUCAUAUUGAUAUUUCUGUGGACCAUUUUUUCUAAUGUAAGGCUGCCAGAUGGGGACUUUAACCCUUUAGACCCAAGAGUGAUCAGCACUAUAUUUCUCCUUACAAUAAUAUUGCUGAGUCAUUCAUUAAGAUCCUAAGAAAAAGGGAAGUGAUUGCCAACCUAAAAAGCUCUGAUCAUUAAGCAAAUUCUCCUCGUCAGUACCAGAAGAAAAGUACGGAAAAGAGUGAAGAGAAUAAGGAUGCUGAUGUUAGCGUAUUAAAGGUUAAAGAAGUUUGAGUUUACAGCUCAGUUUCAUUUUACUCCUAGAGGUUUUUCUCCCUGUUUUCAGUACAUGCAUUAUCUUGGUAAGGUCUCUUUAGUUAACCUUAGUCAAUUAUUUCCAUAUUUUUCUUUGUAGAGUAUUGACGAUGAUGUAUUUGCAAAAAGGCAUAUGAAACAUGAAGUUGAGGAGAGGAGAAGAAAAAGGUGAGAGCAAAAUGUAUUUUAAAUGGUCCUUAUUUUCUCUCUUUAAAUCAGUCAAAAAAGUUGUGAGUGAAGAGGGAAUUGAAUGUAAUAAGAUCUGGUAAGAAUGAGGAUUGUUUGUAAUUUGAUCAGGCAAAGAAAACUGUACUUGGCAGUGUUGAAAUUCAAUCAUCAGAGCAGAGAGCUUAAUAUUUUAAUUUUUUCAUAAUCAGAACACUUGACAAUAGUGAAAAUAAUGAUCAAUUUAAAAGAAUUAAAUUCUAUUUUUCUUUUGUGAUUUUAGAUGGGAUAUUCAACACAUGCGUGCAAUGCAAGCGCAUCAAAAUCUUGAAAAGAAAAGUAGAGACAGAGAAGAAGCGCGACUGAAAGGGAAAAGAUCUGGAUGUAAAGAUGAGGAUUGCAAAAAUAUUGAAUCAUUCCUUCCACCUCCUGAAGAUGGUAUGAGACUACAGAUACCAGAAUUUGGUUUUUUUGUUGUGACAUUAUACAAAUAAAAACAAUCACUGCACUACCAUCUUUGUAGAAAAUGUUAUUGAUAUGUAAUAAUAAUUGAUGUUAACCUGCUUGGUUUUUUAUGAGCAAGAUUUUAUUGAUGUGAAAAUUUUCAUAUGGGCUUGCAAAUUGAAAAAAAAAAAGAGCCUCAGAUUAACCAGAAUUAUAUCCUAGACUGAGUCCGAUCACCUUAACCCCUUGCAUCCUAAGAUGAAUAUUCAUAUUCUCCCUACUGUUCUCUAUACAUUUCAUAAGGUGUUGGCAUAGAGAAUUUUUUUUUAAGUCAAGAGCUUCUUUAGUUGGGCAUCAUUUCCUUUAUUUUCAUCACCUUAAUGUUUGAUGCAGGGGUGAUAUUGUAAGGAGAAAUUAGAUGCCUGUCACUCUUAGGAGUUCAAGAGUCAAGAAUAAUAGUUUUAUUCUCCAACCUCUAGUGAUGGCAGUUGAAGUUUCCGACACAGUUCCUGUAGUAGCCUUUGGGUUUCCUGUUCCCUUAUUUCAAGAAAGGUAGGUGACCUGUGUAAUACUAUCAUUGGUAAAGCUGUGCAAGCUGCUAGUGAGUUACAUCAUGAGAUUCCAUGCAAGUUUUAAAAGCUGGAAAUACAUUUGACAAUUUUUAUCAUUCAUCAUAGAGAGUAAGUAACCCAACAGUUAGCAGGCUGGACUAGGUGUUGAGAGGCCUGGGCUUGAAACUAGAUAGAGUCUUUGUGUCAUGUUCUUGAGAAGGAAAAUUUACCCUUACAUUGCUUCUCUCUAACUAAGAGCAUAAAUGGGUAUUGGCAAACUUGAUGAAAUGGUGCAGUGGGGAAGGGGGAAGGGGGGAGGCAAGGUUACAGACUUUAAUUUUUUUUUCACAAAGAAUGGACUGGAAUAUCCCCCCCAACAACAACAGAUGUGCAGCACACAGUGAGGAUAGACACUUGUAUUCAUGGUCUAUACUGUAAUUUACGGACCAAGCGGAAAAGAAAAAUGAGGUUCCAUAACUUACAGUACAGACCAAGAGAUAAGGUUAAUAAGAGAUUUAUUAUAUCUCAGUGUUCAAAUAGAGGGGAAGAUUUCAAUUUCAAACAAACUUUUGAAUUUAGUAGGCUGUACAGUGAAAGAUAGCCUGCUAAAUUGACCAAUCAUAGCACACAUACCAACAGAGAGAUAUAUUAAUGAUGAGUAGUGAAGUAAAGUAUCAUGAAAAUUUCUAGAUUGAUAGGAUAAAUGAAUUUUUACCCACAGAGAAUUUGAGAUCCCAUGGUUUAGUCUUGAUAAGAGAGAACUCCUUGAAAGGAAAGGCAAAGUUAGACCAGGGAGAAGUCGAGGGAAACUUCGUGGUCGACGGAAGGGAUAUUGAAAGAGGUGAGGAAUAUUUAGUUACAGCAAUACUCUUGUUAGAGGUGUCAAAAGCUAGUUUUUUUAGAUUAGGAAUGAACAAUGAGGACAAUUGUCAUGUUUAACAAUAGCUGCAAAACUCUUUUGCACCCACUGUCAAUGUUAAUUUAUAACCAAUCAAAAUAAUUCAGCUUAUUAUGUGAAAGGUUUUUGAGAACAAAAAAUUUAGUUGAUUGGUUAAUUGCAUUUUUUUCAAUCCUUGUAUCAAAUCAUGGGUUUUUUGUAGCAUGUGUUUUCACAAACAAGAAGGGUAAAACUGUUUGCAUGUAGUAUUAAGUAUCAAAGAAAAUAAAUUAGCAUUCUCCAAUAUCACUUCUUUGUUAUUAAUUCAAAGUUUUUCUUUUGAUCUUACAGAUGUUGAAUUUGAUGGUGAAAUCUUGACUGAACAACUCACGAAGAAAUGAUUUUACCUUUUUCUUUUCAGUUUUUCGCUAGAGAUAAUAUUACUAAUGAAUACCAAGCACAAAACGUUGUAGUAUUUUAAUUUUUAUAAACAGAAUUUAAGCCAACAAUCUCAAAGGAUCUAUGAAGUAUUGAAUCUAUACUUUGCUUUCAGCAAUUUUCCCAAGUGUUGUGUACUUUGGAAAUGUUCGGGUUAAAGUUGAAGUAUAUUAGUAGGUAGGAUAAUCUACCUACAAUGGUUAGAAAUCCCAAAAGGUUACAAGACUCUUUUGCUAGUGGCCUUUUUAAUUGGACAUUUGAGUCUUACAGACAACUGUUUCUCUUUCCUUUUUUUGUUUUUACCCUUGUGGUUAAAAUGUAGUUUUUACAAUUUGUUUUUGCAUUCAUUUUUCCAAUGUCAGUUUCUGUAUAUUCCUGUAAAAAAAAGUUUGUUUGCACAGCUUCUUCAUCUGACAUUAAUCCUUGUAAGUUGAGUUUGUGUUGUAUAAAAAAUUACUUCAGAUAGUCACUUGAAACCAGAAAAACUCCUGUCAUUUUAUAGAAAUCGACUUACUCCUAAAAAUAUUUUGUUUAGUUUAAGGUGGAUUGAAAUAAGCAGGUAUUAACACAGUUAAGAUAUUAUACAGGCUUAAAGAGAUUGAAGUCUAUUUUGUCCAAUUUUCGCAACUUUCAAACAGCAUAAAAGUAUAACAUGUAGACACCUACUCAAUGUGAAACUGAAAUAUUUCAUUGUUAAAAACAUCUGAUUUGAUUAAAGAAAUAAAGCAAAAAGGA